This is a messenger RNA of Striga hermonthica, 489 nucleotides long. The record is from the annotation of a GenBank genome assembly. NCBI's taxonomy places the organism in Eukaryota, Viridiplantae, Streptophyta, Magnoliopsida, Lamiales, Orobanchaceae.
AUGGAUCACAUGGACGUAGACACCACGCUCCGCCUCUCCAACACGCCCCCAGACCGCCGCCGCCGCCCCCGUCGCCGGAGGAUCAGCCCCAACGGUCUGGCGCGGUUCGCCAGAGAAAAGAAGCUGGAGAAGUCGGACGUGAGGGAGAAUAUGAACCGGCUGUUCGUGACUGCGAAGGGGACAAAGAAGAUGAAAGAGGGAUUUAUGACGGAGGAAGAAAAGCGGGCCAUCUGGCCGGAUGAGGAAGGGCCCGCCGGGAUUGAAUUCACCGGACUGGAUAAGGCGGGAAGAGAGCACAAACUGGGGAUAACGAUUUGGAGAAGCUUGGGCAUGACCGCCAUAAAGACUGAAUGGGUCAAGAUGGUUGAGGCUAACGAGGCAAAGGCAGGUGAUUGGGUGGACGUUUGGGGCUGCCGGACACCGGGUCAACAGGGUUUCCGGCUGGUCUUCAUUUUCACCGCCGGUGGUGGGGGAGAUUUGAUUGUCUGA